UUAUGUCAGAAAUAGAGGAAAUAAAUUUGGAAUAGACUACAUCUAAGAAUAGAUAAUAGAGACAGUAGUAAAAUUAAAAAGGAAAAACUCGAAAACCAAUUAGAAGAUUCAAGAGAUAGAAUAAUUCAUUUUAAUUCAGAGGUAGGGAUAGAGAAAGAGAUUUACCUAGAUAAAAAGAAUGGAAAUAAUAAUAAUAAUAGAAUAGUGGAAAUCCUCCUGAACUCUAUGAAAUUGAUAUCUACAAUUUUUUAGCUAAGAAUUAGAUCUCAGAUCUCAUUGUAAUAGAUUAUUUAAUUUUAGAGCGAUAUAAAGACAAGAUGUGGUGAAUUAGUAAAACUUCAUAUUGUUGCAAAUAAUAUUCAAGAAAAUGAGUCUGAAACUAGAGUAUAAAUAUAUAAUAUAUGCAGGUUAUUCUAAAAGCUUUUUUUAAGGAUAAAAAAUCAGCUGAUGAAUGUUAUUUUUAAUAUAGUGAUGCCACUUUAGAUAAGUUGCUUUUAAGAACAGAGCGUAAAUAUUGAU
Paramecium pentaurelia is the source of this 519-nucleotide messenger RNA. The record is from the annotation of a GenBank genome assembly. Lineage: Eukaryota; Ciliophora; Oligohymenophorea; Peniculida; Parameciidae.